Messenger RNA from Truncatella angustata, 612 nucleotides. RefSeq lists its product as uncharacterized. Bases 1 to 612 code for a protein of 203 amino acids. The record is from RefSeq and is a predicted model, not a curated record. The transcript has 4 exons. NCBI's taxonomy places the organism in Eukaryota, Fungi, Ascomycota, Sordariomycetes, Amphisphaeriales, Sporocadaceae.
AUGUAUGGCUUUUUGCCAAGGAUGUCGACUCAGGGAAUGUCAGUACUUUUAGCGAAGACUGGGACUGUGUCUGGCAAGGUGAGGCAGGAUCAUAUCAUCGGCAAAUCCGCGUCACGGCAUUGGCCACCUAUGCAGCAGCCUUACAUAUUCGGGGCGGUCGGUGCUGCAGAUCAAAUCGCCCGGUUCGGUAUAGCAGAGAAGCAAUUCUCUAUGUACUGGCGUGGCCAUGUGCCAAACACUCCUCCUAUUCCGGCCACCAUCAUGCUGGCACGAUCUGUAGGCUUGGCAUUUCGAGAUGACACCAUCGAGUCAGUCUUAGUCGCAAAAUACCUGGUGACCAGCGGCUCAAGUGACGUCAGCAAACGAGAGGGGCUCUUCAGAACACAUGGACGCCACAAGCGAGACAACAAGGUCUCUGCUGGGUGUGUCGUGCAAGGUAGACGUUCUGGUUUGCGCCCAGAACAGGAGCUUCGGUGGAGCAUCGCGGAUCUCCCUAUGCCCCAAAAGUUUGAUGCAUGCAAGAAAUUUUCUGCUGGUCAAUCGCCCAGCAAGAAUAAGCCAGGUCGUAGCUCCGUACCUGGGCGUCAAAUUCUGAUUCGGCGCGUGAUUUGA